AUGGCCACCUCGAUACCCACAUACCAGACGUUAACUACAGUGCAAGAGUUUCGGAAAGCGGUAAAUAACCAUUUUUCUAAGCAAAUCAAUGAAGGUCAAGAGUAUGAUUAUGGUAAAACAUUCGAUGAGCAGAAAGCAUUUCGUAUUUUUCAUGAAACAAUGACAUGGCGAAAACAAAACAAAGUUUACGAUAUGUCGACUGAUCUAUUCCCAGCGAACUACUUCGAUCGACAUGCUAUUUAUUUUCAGAAUCAUGAUAUGAAUAACAUACCAUUAUUACAUUAUGUUAUUCGCGUCUUCCACAAAGGACAAGAAGAUAACGAAGCAGUGAAACGUUUCAUAACGUAUAACUUCGAAGAACAAAUACGAAAUCACCCUGGUCAACGUAUUGUUAUUCUAUUCGAUUUACGAGAAACAGGUCUUAGCCAUCUAGAUUACGAUCUCAUUAAGUUUGUUGUAAAUAGUUUAAUGCACUACUAUCCUGGCUUACUCGCAUAUAUGCUUGUUUAUAAACAACCGUUUAUACUACAAGCGGCAUGGAAACUGAUCAAAACAUGGUUACCAACUGAAACACAGAAUUCAGUUAAAUUUGUCGAUGAAAAAACGAUAAGUCAAUAUAUAUCACUCGAUCAAUUAUCGAAAGACAUGGGUGGUACUGCAAAUGAUACACCUUAG
Adineta ricciae is the source of this 675-nucleotide messenger RNA. NCBI's taxonomy places the organism in Eukaryota, Metazoa, Rotifera, Eurotatoria, Adinetida, Adinetidae. The record is from the annotation of a GenBank genome assembly.